Setaria italica (foxtail millet) is the source of this 1117-nucleotide messenger RNA. RefSeq names its product HVA22-like protein k. The coding region runs from base 175 to 765 and encodes 196 amino acids. The record is from RefSeq and is a predicted model, not a curated record. The transcript has 8 exons. NCBI's taxonomy places the organism in Eukaryota, Viridiplantae, Streptophyta, Magnoliopsida, Poales, Poaceae.
CCUCCUCCCCGGCUUUCACGUUGCUGCCGUCGCGUCAAGUCCCUGCCGCCUCCCCCCUCCCUCCUGCCGCGCGGAGCCCAAAUCGCCGCGGAUUCGUCGGCCUUCACGCAGCCGCUGCGGCGCCGCGGUUUGCGCACCGCCUUGGUAUCCCCGCCGCCUCCUCCGCGGCGACCCAUGGCUCUCCUCGCCCCCGCCAUCUCCGGCGAGGUGGGUUUGCGGCUCUUAUUGGCGCCACUAAGCUCUAAUGUAGUCAUCCGUACAGCCAGUUGUGCUGUGGGGAUUGGUCUACCUGUUUACUCCACUUUCAGAGCUAUUGAGAAGAAGGAUGAAAAGGAUAAAGAGCGGUUGCUCUUGUAUUGGGCAGCAUAUGGAUCUUUUAGCAUUGCUGAAGUCUUUGCAGAUAGGCUUCUUGCAAGUGUUCCUCUGUAUUAUCAUGUGAAGUUUGCUAUCCUUGUGUGGCUCCAGUUCCCUUCAAACGGUGGGUCAAAGCAUGUAUACAAAAGAUACAUACGCCCAUUCUUCCUGAAACAUCAAGCAAAAAUUGAUAGGUUUCUGAACAUUCUGUCAAAGGAACUUACGAAGUUUGUCAGCAGCCAUGAAGAUGAAAUUCGUUUUGUAGAGAACAUGGCCAUCAGAGGUGCUACAACAGCGAACUACAUUGUAAAUGGCCUCAACCAACCUGAUGAUUCACAAGCGAAUAAUGCAAUUGAAGGUCCAAAUCCAACUGCAACAGAAGCAGCUGCUGGGCUGGGAACUGAGACUUGAGCUGAACUUUGCUAUCUCCACUCACAAUUUCUCUGGCGCAGCAAAUGCCAUAUGGUUGGAUAUCUACAGAAGUGUCCAUUUAGGUCAUCCAGCCUGUUUGGAUUGUGAAUACGACUGUUCCUGAAUCUAGAAACUAUGUUUUUAGUUUUAGCUAGAUCAGUACUAUCCAUAGCCACUUAAAUGGUUGUUGGACGGAUUUGCAGCAUCCAUUUGUCUACACUAUAUAAAGUGCUUGAGGCGUGAGAUGCAUUUUCAUGUACAUACGUUGCCUGUUUGCUUUUUCAUCGUCUAUGAUGUGUCAUAUUUUAUGUCAGAGCAAUUUGAGUAUUGCAAUGAACCAUCUUGAACUAAA